AAUAUGAAAGAACUGAAGUAAGUUUUUCACGACUACGCUACGAACAUGGGUGUUGUGCGCGCGUGUGGUUAUAUUUUUGUGAUGUUCGUGUCCUGCCAUCUUGUUGCAGGGAAGCCAUUUUUUGGUUCGUUGUUAAUGUUAUGCGCUCUAUGCGACGACGAUUAUGACGAUGCUACCAGCACUACAGCCAGUUAUGAAGACUUGGUCGACUACCUUUGCGACUGUGGACCUCGACCACGACGGACAACAACGCCUAGACCGGGACUACUGCCGAAUAACAUCAGGAUGGCCAUACCGCCAGCUAACGGUGUAAACUUUACAAUGUCCAAUGUGAACGGACUUUGGGAAAUGGUAAUGUCGCCGUGGGGAGGUGCGCCAGGUGCCCCUGCCACUCCUGCGCCUGCUGCUCCAGGUGCUCCCGCGGCACCUGGUGCCCCCCCUGCUCCAAUGCCAGCGGGUGCGACGGCGGCUACCCUACCACCCACCGCCGCGCCGACUCCUGCAGCAGCUGGUUAACCAAUAUAACUAGUUUAUAUAAAGUAUUUGUUAUAUUUAUCCAUGUUGUAUUGUAUAGUAGUGUUACCGUUAAUAAGAAUUAAGUUUGAAUAAAUAUAGAAAUUAAAUUAUAUGUA
Molecule: messenger RNA, 632 nt
Organism: Manduca sexta (tobacco hornworm)
Lineage: Eukaryota; Metazoa; Arthropoda; Insecta; Lepidoptera; Sphingidae
Product: actin cytoskeleton-regulatory complex protein SLA1
Exons: 3
Coding region: 46-516 (156 amino acids)
Source: RefSeq, a predicted model, not a curated record